GGCCAAUCACAGCUCUCAAAAGGAGCCAAACCCAUUCUUCCCACCCUGUUUACGUGGCCGUGUGGGUGUUGUGAUUGGCUUCGAGGGAGUUCCGAUACCAUGACAACAGAAAAGCGCGGGAAAUCGGUAUAAAUUGAAACUGAGAUUGCGCGCCAGAUCCCAUAGAAGACUCCGGAAAGAAGGCGGCUUUAUCCGGGUCGGGCACUUUGGUGUUUUUACUUGGGCGUAGGGAAGAGAGCGCUUGAAGAGAAAAGGACUAAAGUUCACUGAGAGAGAAGAGAAAUGGAUUUAUCUACAGUCAGGAUCAACGAAGUAAAGAAUGUCCUCAUUGGGAUGCAGAAAAUCUUAGAAUGUCCUAUCUGUCUGGAAUUGAUUAAAGAGCCUGUUUCUACAACCUGUGACCACAUAUUUUGCAAAUUUUGUAUGUUGAAGCUUCUUGGCAAGAAGAAGGGACCAUCUCAGUGUCCACUAUGCAAGAACAAUGUAACCAAAAGAAGCCUACGAGAAAGUACAAGGUUUAAACAGCUUGUAGAAGGACUGCUGAAAACUAUUCGUGCUUUUGAGCUUGACACGGGAUUCCUUUUUUCAAACAGCCAGGAUUCUUCAAAGUGGGAGAAGAGGACUCCUGAGCCUCUAAAGAAAGAAGCUACUAUCAUUCAAAGUAUGGGCUACAGAAACCGCACAAAAAGAUUCAGAGCCAGUGAACCAGAAAACCCCACCUUGGAGGCCAGUCUUGGUGUCCAGCUUUUUGACCUUGGCAUCAGAAAAGGUUCGCUGAGAAGAAAACAAAAGAAAUGCAUUAAAAAUAAUGCUGUCUACAUUGAAUUAGGAUCUGAUUCUUCUGAAGAUGGUGCAAAAAAUGCUAUCUGUAACAGUGUGAAAGAUCAAGAAUUGUGCCAAACAUCACCACAAGGAACCAGAUCUAAAGCCAGAGUAAAGCCCAGGGGAAAAGCUGAGUUUGAGUUAUCUGAGAGGACCAUAAAGAGCCUGCAACAGCAUCAUUCUAAUACCAAAGAUGCUCACGUCAUUGAGGAGAAUGCCACUGGGGGACAUCCAAAGGAGCCUCAGAGUAUUUCUUCUUCAAACUUGAAUAUGAAGCCAUGUGGCACAGACACUCAUGCCAGCUCAUUACUGCCUGAAACCUCCACUUUAUUGCCCAACACAGACAGAAUGACUGUAGAAAAAGCUGAGCUCUGUAAUAAAAGCAAACAGUCUGGCUUAGCAAGGAACCAACAGAGUGGACUGGAUGAAAGUAAGGGAAUAUGUAGUACUGGGAAGACCCCCAGUGUAGAAGAGCAGCCUGAGCUGAAUGCCCAUCAUCUGUGUGAGAAGCAAGAACUAAAGGAGAAGCCACAAGGUCCUGAAGGCACCAGAGGUAAUCCUCAGAAUUGCCUAUCUGGAACCAAACUGAAAAGCAGUAUUCAGAAAGUUAAUGAGUGGUUAUCCAGGAGUAAUGACAUUUUAGCUUCUGAUUGCUCCCUUGACAAGAAUCAUAAGCAGAAUGCAGAGAUAGCUAGUGCCUUAGAAGAUGGGCAUCCAGAUAACUCUGAUGGAAAUUCUAGUAUUUCUGAGAAGACUGACGUUGUGGCUGACACUGCCGAUGAGACAUGGCUACAUAUGCCUGAAAGAAGUUAUCCCAAGCCAGCAGAAAACAACAAUAUUAAAGAUAAAAUAUUUGGAAAAACCUAUCGGAGAAAAUCGGGUCACCCUAAUUUGAAUCACAUAACUGAAAAUUUGGUUGUUGAGACAGUUGUUCCUGAUUCUUUGGUUCCUCCAGAACCUCUGAAAAAUACCAAGUUAAAGCGUAAAAGAAAGACUAUAUGUGACUUGCAGCCUGAGGAUUUCAUCAAGAAGACAGUUCCAAUUACUCACAAAACCCCUGAAAAGAAACAUGCUGCUGACCAAACCUUUGAAAGAGAACAAAAUGACCAAGUGAUGAAUAUGGAUAAUGGUCAUCCUGAACAGAAAGCACUAAAUGGUCACGCAGGGGAAAUGAAAGAAGCUCAGACAUCAGAACUGUUCUCUGCAGAGAAAGAAUCCACUCUCAGAACUGAAACAGAGCCUGCAGCUGGCUUAAAUGGUGGAGAGACCAACAUAACAAAAAAAGACAAGCCGAGGAAGCAGCCUUCAUUCAAGGUUGUCUGUGCUCUUGAGCUUGGACAUGAUGGAAGCCCAAGCUCUUCUAAUGAGACUGAACUACAGAUCGAUAGCUAUCCCAGCAGUGAAGAGAUAAGGAAAAAAAAAAAUUCUGAACAGAACCAACUUAGGCGCAGCAGAAGGCUUCAGCAGGUAUCAGAAGAGAUUGCAGUUGGAGCCAAGAAAGCCCAUAAGCCAGAUGACCAAGCAGAAGAAAGUUGUGUCACUGAAGUUGUCUCAGAACUAAAAUUAGGAAACGUAUGUGCCUGUGCUCCUGACAAUCUCAGUACCGAUAAGGAUCAAGUAUUAGCUAGUUGCAGUUUCACGGGAGAUGAAAGGAGUCUGGAAGUAAUCCCUAGCAGCCAAGACCAAGAUUUGUCAUUAAGUGGAAGGGAAGAGUUACGAGGUGAAAGAUCUCAAGGAAGCCUGGGGACUGUGGAGGUUCCUGAUACUGCUUGGGACACUCAGGACAGUACCUCGUUGUUUCCAGCUGAUACUCCUCAAAAUUCAAAAGCAGGUCCCAGUCCUCACAGAAGUCACUGUGAAAUAAUGGAAAUAAAGGAAUUCUUAGAAAGUAGUUCAUCCAAAAACACUGAAAGUAGUGCAGAAGAUUUAAGGAGCCCAAUGAAACAAGAAGUUAAAAAUGCCUCCAAGACAAUCACAGAAAUGGAAGAUAGUGAACUUGACACCCAGUAUUUACAGAAUACUUUCAAACGUUCAAAGCGCCAGUCAUUUGCACUGUGUUCUAGCCCAAGGCAAGAAUAUAUGAAAACCUGUGCUGUCCCUGGGGCUGUAAGUCAGCAGAGUACAGUUCAUAGAUACCAGGAGAAAGAAAAGCAAGAAAACAGAGAAUCAAACAAGCCUGUGCAGCCAAAGCCUGCUGUCAUGAAAGAGAAGGGGAAGCCAGGGGAUCAUGCCAAAUGUAGCACCAGAGAAGUCUCCAGGCUUUGUCGCAUAGCUUCAUUAAAUAGUGACAAUGACUGUGAACCUAUUGCUGAAAUCAGCCAGGGAAUUUCACAAGUUCCUGAUCAAAAACAAUCAGUUUCUCCAGCAAGAUCAUUUGAUAGUAAAAUCAUAUAUGCAAAAAACUUCCUGGAGGAAAGGCUUGACGGACAAACCACGUGCCCUGAAACAGCUAUGGGAAAUGAAAGCUUAGCCCAAAGCAGCAUUAGUCUAAUUAGCCAAAGUAAUAGCAGAGAAUAUAUUUCUAAACCAACUGACUUAAUUAUCGGCAUAGGCUCUAGUGGAGAAGGCACUCAGGCAGAAAAAAGUGAAAAUAAAGAAUCUGAAUUAAAUACACCACCCAAAUUAAAGCUUAUGCAACCCCAAAUCUCUCAACAGAUCUUUCCUCAGGAUAAUUGCAAAGGGUAUAAAAGAAAAGGGAAGGGAGGAAAUGGAAAAUCAGCUCAGGCCAUCAGUACAGAUUUGUCUCCUUAUUUAGAACAAACUAAAGAGAGUAUACAUUCUUCUCAGGUUUGGUCUGAGACUCCCGACUUGUUGGACAGUGAAGGCGAAAUAAAAGAAAACACUAGCUUUGCUGAAAGUGACAUCAACGAACAAUCUGCUAUUUUUGGCAAAAUUGGUAAACGUUUUCAGGUAAAACAGUCUAGAAAAAGCCUUAGCCCUUUCGUACAUAGAAAUCCCACUUUGACUAGAAGAGCCCGAAAACUGGAGUCCUCAGAAGAAGAAGAGGAUGCCUCCAGUGAAGAGGGAGACCUUCCAAGUUUUCAAGAUUUAAUAUUUGGCAAAGCAGCAAGUACACCCUCUCAGCCCACCAAAAAUAAAACUAUGGGCUUAGAGCUUUCAGCAAACAAAGCAAAGGAAAAUCCAGACUUCUCCCUAAACAGAAAUAGAAUGAAUGCUAGCAGUCCUCAGCUAUCAUCUAGGGAGGCAUCCCAGGAUGAUAAUUCCAGCCAAGAAUCUGAAUGUUCUGGUAGUUUAUUUUCUUCACACUCUAACUCAUUAGAAGACUUAACUGGAAAAGCAAAUGACAAGGAUUCUGCUUUGGUGUUUGAUUCUUCUAAACAAGGGAGAAAUCAGCCCAGAACCCAAGAAAUACAGAGUGCUGAUGAUGUACCAAGGAUUUCUGAAGAUGAAGGAGAAAGGGAAAUUGAUCUAGAUGAAGACCAUCAUCUCAAAGACCAAGGUGUGGACUCAAAUUUAGGUAAAUAUGCAUCUGGAUAUGAUAGUGAAACAAGCCAUCCUGGAGAUAUUUCACAGCUAUCUUCUCAGAGUGAUAUUUUAACUACUCAGCAAAGAGAUACCAUGCAGGACAACCUGAAAAAACUUCAACAGGAAAUGGCCGUCUUAGAAGCUGUCUUGGAGCAACAUGGUAGUCAGACCUCCAACAGCCCUCUCUCUCAGGAAUCCAGACUGUGCCCUUCCAUGGACCAGCCAGACUUGAAACAGACCAGCACAGAAAAAGGAGCAGAGAAAACUGUUGAAUAUCACGAAAGCCAAAAUUCACAAAACCUUUCGUCAGACAAGUCCCAGGCAUUUCCAGGGGAUUCCAGCAGCAGUAAAAAUGAAGAACCAGGAGUUGAAGGGUCUUCCCUUUUAGAGAACCAAAUUCUAAAGGGGGUUUGGAGCCCACUUGGUCACUCCAGGAAUCUUCAGAAAGUAGACUCCUCUUUCAGACAGGGGAUUGAUAGGAUUACUGCCCUGAAGGAAAAACAGCAGUCACCACCUGAGGAACACAAUGUAAUGAUGGAACAGAUUUGUGUGCUGAAACCAAACCUCGAAGCAUCUCCUGAGUUAGAAUCUGGAAUCAAAGUGUACCCUGAGAAGACCAAAUCCAGCCCCCAAGAGCAUAAGGACACUGCCUUAAGAGAUAUUCUCAACCUGCCCACCUCAACUUCUGCACUAAGACUUCAGACUGGGCAAAGGACCAAUCCUUCUGCUCCUAAUGCUCCUGCUUGGAAUGGGAAGGGGCCCCUGGAGGAGGCCUCUGCCUCAAAGAGUGUCAAAAAAGGAGGGGCAGGCAGCCCCAAAAUGUCCCUGGUGGCAUCGGGUUUGACUCCCAAAGAACACAUGUUAGUGCAGAAGUUUGCCAGGAAAACCCAAAGCACACUAUCUAAUCAAAUUACUGAAGGAACCACUCAUGUCAUAAUGAAAACAGAUGCUGAGUUUGUAUGUGAGCGGACUCUGAAAUAUUUCUUGGGCAUUGCAGGAGGGAAAUGGGUAGUAAGUUUUCUGUGGGUGGUACAGUCUUUUAAAGAAGGAAAGGUGCUGCCUGAGUGUGACUUUGAAGUCAGAGGAGAUGUCAUCAAUGGAAGAAACCACCGAGGCCCAGAGAGAGCAAGAGAAAGCCGGGGAGUGAAGAUCUUCAAGGGCCUUGAAAUCUGUUGCUAUGGACCAUUUACAGAUAUGUCAACAGAUCAGCUCGAGUGGAUGGUGCGACUGUGUGGGGCUUCGGUGGUGAGAAAGCCUUCCUUGUUGAGACCCAGGCUGGGUUCUUCUCCAGUUGUGGUUGUGCAGCCCGAUGCCUGGGAAGAUGACAGCAGCUUUGAGGGAAUCGGGCUGAUAUGCGAAGCGCCUGUAGUGACCCGGGAGUGGGUGCUGGACAGCAUCGCCUGUUACCAGCGCCAGGAGCUGGACACCUACUUGAUAGCCCAGACCUCAGGCUGCUGCUGAUCCUACAGGGCAGGAGGUGAAGACUUGGUCUCCCUGUACCCUCCCAAGGCCAGCCCCAGGAGCCAGCUUCCCUGGCACACGAGGUUUCUUCCAUUUAUCCUGGCCUUGUGCAGUCCUGAUUACAAAACAUUUCAUGUGUAUGUGCCUUUUUGAAAGACUUUCUGCUUCAAAGUCUCCUUUUUCAAAUCCUCCUUGAGCACAAAAUGUGGUGAUUUGUCACCUACAAAAGAAUUUAAAAGCAGAUUCUUCACAGAGAGAAAAGAUGCUGAUUCAUUAUUUAUCAAACAGCCCUGUCUCUGCUUAUUUACUCCAGGGGAGGUCAGAUACAGUCAUUUGUGAAAGUGACUCCAGGGCUUGGGGCUUGAGGUUGGGGUAUGUGCUCAGCCUCCUGGGGGUCAUUUGUUUCCCUGCUUUAGCUGAUGUGAAA
Messenger RNA from Sarcophilus harrisii (Tasmanian devil), 6196 nucleotides. It is a transcript of the gene BRCA1, whose product is annotated as BRCA1 DNA repair associated. Gene Ontology annotation, molecular function: DNA binding; ubiquitin-protein transferase activity; zinc ion binding. Bases 283 to 5769 code for a protein of 1828 amino acids. The transcript is spliced from 23 exons. NCBI's taxonomy places the organism in Eukaryota, Metazoa, Chordata, Mammalia, Dasyuromorphia, Dasyuridae. Gene Ontology annotation, biological process: chordate embryonic development; dosage compensation by inactivation of X chromosome; double-strand break repair via homologous recombination. Gene Ontology annotation, cellular component: BRCA1-BARD1 complex; nucleus; plasma membrane. The record is from RefSeq and is a predicted model, not a curated record.